Rotaria sp. Silwood2 is the source of this 3315-nucleotide messenger RNA. The record is from the annotation of a GenBank genome assembly. Lineage: Eukaryota; Metazoa; Rotifera; Eurotatoria; Philodinida; Philodinidae.
AUGUCCGAUUUAUCGAAUCAUAAUACUAAUAUUAAUAUUGAAACUAGUUUAUUUAAUACAAUAUCAAAUGAACAUACACUUUUUGCUGGUACACUUCGUGAUUGGUGUGAUCCAUUAUUACAAGGACAAGAACGAAUACGAGUUCCAUUAUGUCCACGUUGUGUUACAUGUAAAUGUGAAUCAUUAAAAGAUUUACCUGAUUCAUUAAAUAAUAAAAAUCACCGAAAACAUCAUGAUCCAUCGUGUCCAAUAUUUCAUCAACAUAAACGAAUUAAAACAACAAGUCGACGACGUCUAUUUAAUAAACCAAAACGUCGUGCUAAUUCAUAUGAUUCAUCAAUAAUAUUAGAUAAUCAAAAAAGAUCAUUAAUAAAACAAGACAAUGAACAUUCAACAUCACGUAUAUCAACAUAUCAACUAAUUGAACGAAGACAAUCAACAUCAAGAAUUCCAGUGAGAAUAUCAACAACAACAACAACCACAACAACAACAUCAUCAUCAAAUGUUACAACAACAGCAAGUGAAUAUUCUCCAUCAUCUUCAAUAAAUAGUAGUCGAUCAUUAAAUAUGAAAACGAAAAUUCCACGACCAAUAUCAAAUCAAAAUUCAUUAUAUACAACAUAUCUAAAUUAUGCAAACCAAAGUUCAUCAACAAGUGAUGAAGAUUCACAUGAUUAUGAUUAUGAUAGUUUGCAGGAUGAUGCCUGUCAAACGCAAUUGACAAUGUCUAAUAAUGAAUUUUAUAAUAAGGACAUAUCAUCGAAAAAGAAAAAGAAGAAUAUUAUGAUGUUAUAUUGUACUACAAAUGGUACAAAUCAAUUAGAUAAUGUUGAUGAACAAAUGAAGAAGAAGAAAAAGAUGUCAUCAUCGUCAAAAACACAUGAUCAUAGUGAAUCAUCAUCAGACAAACGACAUCGAAAAUUUUGGCAUAGAGAAGGCCGUCAUUCAAAGUCAAAGGCAACAGGAACCUUAUCAGCACCUAUUAACGAUUUGUCAUCAACAAUUUCUUCUUCUUCAUCAUCAACAACAACAACAUCUUCAUAUUCAAAUAAUCAUUCAUCAUCAAUUGAAUUUAGAAAAAAAUCUCAUCCAUAUAGAUUAGCUUCACCUUCUCGAACAACAACUACAACACAAUAUCCUUCAUUAUCAGAUGAUUCAUUAUCUGAAAAAAGUAAACAAUUAUUUAUAAAUCAAUAUUUUUAUUCAAUAUAUGAAUUUAAAACAAUUUCAUCUGUUCAUUUAGAAUCUUUAUCAUCAUCAUCAGUAGCAUCAAUUAAAUCACCAUCAGUUUAUUUAAUUGAAUUAAAAAAUUCUAAUCGUCCAAUAAAUUCAUUUGGUUUAACAAAAACAAUAACAUAUGUUUGGAAAAGUAGUUAUCCACAAAAAAUUGAUAAUGAUUUAAAUCAUUAUCCAAAAUAUUCUGUUGAACAAGUACCACCUAUUAUUGAUCAUAAUAAACGUUUAAUACCAAUAUCAUCACGUCAUAUUACUUUACAACGUAAUAAAAUUGAUUAUUGGCAAAAUAUGGAAACAACAACAGAUUCAAUAUUAACAUCAUCAUGUCAAAAUCAUAUUGGUUCAGCAACUAAUUUACUUAUACCAGCAUUAGAUAAUCAAACAAAUGAUAUUAAACAAACAGCUAAUACAAAUGGACAUGUUAUAUCAAUAACAACAACUAAAUGUCGUCAAUCAUCUUUAUUAAAUCAAUGUCAAAAUACACAAUGGAAUAUUGAUGGCAAUGGUAAACAAUUAAGAUAUUCAAAUCUUAAAUGGUAUAGUGCUGAUCAAUUACAACAAGAUAAUCGUCUUAUAACAAAACAACGAGCAAAACGAAAACAACAACAACAACAAACAUCAGAUAGUACGACAGAUACAGGAUCAUCAAGUGAACAACAUAAUCGAUCAGCACCACCAAUUCUUCAACGUAAAAUUUUUGAAAAUAUUGUAAUGAACAAACAAAAUGAUUCCAAUUUACCUGAUUAUACUAUAUUUAAUCGUGAAAUAAGUAAUACAUCGUCGCCUAUACAACAAAAUAGUUCAUCAUCAUCAUCAUCAUCAUCAUCGUCAUCACCAUCAAAAAAUAAAAUUCAACAUUUUGAAAAAAUUCUUAAUAAACCUUCAACAUGUUCUCCAAAACGAAAAUUAAAUUCUUAUGCAAGUACAGAUGAAGAUGUUGAUGAAUUUAAUUUAGAUUAUUCAGAUGAUAUUGAUCGUUCAUUAAUAACAAUUCAAACAUAUCGUGAUAGAUUAAAUGCACGUUUACAAACUGACCAAUAUGAAACAAAUUUAACACGUCGAAGAAUAAAAUCAACGGAAUAUUCUCAAAAUACACUUGAUUCAGGUGUUGAUAUAUUAAGUGAACAAAAAAUAUUUCAAUCAAAAAUUGAUGAGCAAUAUUCAGAAGAAACAACAAAUCAAAAUGAUUUAUUUGCUUUAUCAGAUGAUUCAUUACUUGAUAUUGAAUCACCACAAAUCAAUGAUUUAUCACUUAAACCUAUAUCAAUCAUUAAUGAUCAAUCAAUAUCAUUAACCGAUGAAAGUGAUGAAGGAAAAAGUUAUUUAACAGCUAUAACAGAUUUUCCAUUAAUGAAUAAUAAAAAUGAACGUGGACCAUCAAAUACAAGUGAACAAUAUUAUUCAGCUGAAAGUGAAUUUAAUACAUCAUUAUCAUUUCAAAAUAAUGAUACAAAUCAUAUAAAUGAAAAUGAAAAUAAUAAUCAUAAUCAUAAUCAUAAUGAAAUAAAUAAUCAAAAUCAAGAAAUAAAACAAAUAUCAUCAGAGUAUUCUCAAACAUCUACAACAGAUACAAAUGUUAAAUUAUCAUCAUUUGGUAAUUGGAUUGAUCAAGUAUUUACAACAUUUCUGGCUGAAACAAAUCAACAAUCACCAUCAACAAGUCGUUCAUCAUCAAUCAUAUCCAUACAUACAUCAAUAAAUACAAUUGAUACAUCAUCGUCACAAGUUUUAACCGUUAUUGAAAAUAAUAAGAAUAAUCAAACUUUAAUAAAUAUGUCAAAAAAUUCAAUUAUUAUUGAUGAUAAUAAUCAAAUGAAUUCUUCACAUUGUCGAUCACAAUCAUGGCCAAAUGACGAACAACAACAACAAGAAGAAGGAGAAGAAGAAGAUGAGAAAAAAUUAAAAGAAAUGUCAAGUUCAAGUUGGAACAAUGAAAAUAUUGAUAUAAAUUUAUAUGAAAAUGAUUCUAAUAAUAAAAACAUUAAUUCCAUAAACGAACAAGAUGUCAAUAAACAAUCAACAUCAUUACAACUGUCAUCAAUUGAAAAUAAUGAUGAAGGUGAAUUUUUACUGUUAUAA